Oncorhynchus tshawytscha (Chinook salmon) is the source of this 3787-nucleotide messenger RNA. RefSeq names its product protein tyrosine phosphatase domain containing 1a (gene ptpdc1a). Gene Ontology annotation, biological process: cilium assembly; protein dephosphorylation. The coding region runs from base 211 to 3060 and encodes 949 amino acids. The record is from RefSeq and is a predicted model, not a curated record. The transcript is spliced from 11 exons. Lineage: Eukaryota; Metazoa; Chordata; Actinopteri; Salmoniformes; Salmonidae. Gene Ontology annotation, molecular function: protein tyrosine/serine/threonine phosphatase activity.
UUUGACAACAUGUCAGGUUGCUAUCUAGUUAGCUAGCCUGCAGGAUAAAUUAAUUCACAAUGGACAGAAAUAAAUAGAUACAGGUUAUUUAACAGCGGUUAAGAAGAUAUGGUGUUGCAACGUGAACGAUUGUCUUGCUUUUAGCUGAGUUCGCUUCAGUCAAAAGUCAUCGAAAGCAGCACAAUCAAAAGACAAGACUAAGAGUGUGCCAUGGCGGCUGGUGUUAGCCUGCUGACUGAUGUGCCCUACUCUUCCUCUGGGGACCUCAACACAGGCAACAGCAUGAACACAGUCAGUACUCGGGUCCCCACAGCCAAGUACACCAAGGUGGGGGAGACUUUGAGACAUGUGAUCCCAGGUCACAUGCAGUGCUCCAUGGCGUGUGGAGGGAGGGCCUGUAAAUACGAGAACCCGGCCCGCUGGAGUGACAAGGAGCAGGCCGUUAAGGGACUGUACUCCUCAUGGAUAACUGACAACUUGCUGGCGAUGGCAAGGCCUUCUACUGAAAUCCUCGAGAAAUACAAUAUCAUAGAGCAGUUUACAAGGUGUGGCCUUCGUACGGUGAUCAACCUGCAGCGUCCCGGGGAACACGCCAGCUGUGGCAACCCUCUGGAACAUGACUCUGGAUUCACCUACAGACCUGAGGUGUUCAUGGAGGCUGGCAUUUAUUUCUAUAAUUUUGGCUGGAAGGACUACGGCGUGGCGUCCCUGACUACUAUACUGGACAUGGUCAAGGUGAUGUCGUUCGCCAUCCAGGAGGGAAAGAUGGCCGUGCACUGUCACGCCGGUCUAGGGAGGACAGGUGUAUUACUGGCGUGUUAUCUGGUGUUCACCUCUCGUAUGAGUGCGGACCAGGCCAUCCUGUUUGUCAGAGCCAAGCGGCCCAACUCCAUCCAGACCCGAGGCCAGCUGCUGUGUGUCCGGGAGUUCGCCCAGUUCCUGGUUCCGUUGAGGAACGUGUUCUCCUGCGCAGAACCCCGGGCCCACGCUGUUACGCUGUCCCAGUACUUGACUCGCCAACGCCACCUGCUGCACGGGUACGAGGCGCGGCAGAUGAAGAACGUGCCAAAGAUCGUCCAGCUGGUCUGCAAGGUCCUCCUGGACAUCGCUGCCAAUAGACAGGUGGUGGUAGAGGAGGCGGUGUUGGAGGUUCCAGACCUGACGGCGGAGGUGGAGAAGACAGUGUCCCAGCAGGCCAUCCAGCUGCUGGGGAAGGAGAUGAGAGGGAAGGGCAUCCCUGUGCCUUCACCCCGCCUGCCUUGUCCCCGCCCUGAGACGGCCCUAACCCAGCCUUGUCCCCACCCUGAGACAGCCCUAACCCAGCCUUGUCCCCGCCCUGAGACAGACCUAACCCAGCCUUGUCCCCGCCCUGAGACAGCCCUAACCCAGCCUUGUCCCCACCCUGAGACAGCCCUAACCCAGCCUUGUCCCCGCCCUGAGACAGCCCUAACCCAGCCUUGUCCCCGCCCUGAGACAGCCCUAACCCAGCCUUGUCCCCACCCUGAGACAGCCCUAACCCAGCCUUGUCCCCACCCUGAGACAGCCCUAACCCAGCCUUGUCCCCACCCUGAGACAGCCCUAACCCAGCCUUGUCCCCACCCUGAGACAGCCCUAAUCCAGCCUUGUCCCCGCCCUGAGACAGCCCUAAUCCAGCCUUGUCCCCGCCCUGAGACAGCCCUAACCCAGCCUUGUCCCCACCCUGAGACAGCCCUAACCCAGCCUUGUCCCCGCCCUGAGACAGCCCUAAUCCAGCCUUGUCCCCGCCCUGAGACAGCCCUAACCCACACACUACACAUGGAACGACCUCUCACUCCAAACCUCGCACUACUCCAGGAACCAUCGUUACUCUUAGAGCCCCCUCUCAGCCCAGCCCUGGCCCACGACCCGGUUCUGUCCAGUGACCAGGAGCUGGACCCUCUGUGGCAGCGGCAGAAUGGGGUGGCAGCCUCCCUCCUGAAGCCUCUGCAUCCGGGGAAACGCUUGCUGAGUUACAGUGACUCAGCCUUGUAUAAGCUAGACCCCAGACGAGACCCAGACCAGGAGCAGAACCAGAACCACAUCUGGAGCAUCCCUUGCGGCAAUCCUCUGACCCAGCACCAGCUAGCCACAGCCUGGGAGCCUCCCACAUCCCCUAGCCUCCCUCCACAGCACCACCCCUUCUCCAUGGGAGAGCAGACAAGGGAGGAGAGGCGAGGAGGACAGGAAAGGAGUUCUAAGGAGAGUGAUCACCACACCCAGAAGAACAUGUCUCCUCUCUUCCAGAGACGGAAGCAGCUCUGCGAGGGCCAGCGAAGUCUGUCCUUUGGGUUUGGGGGUAGUCUGUCCAAGCCCUCAGGAGAAGAGCUGUCAGAGGGGAGGCCGUGGAGAGGAGAUAUGCCUGUGAUGAGCCUUACAGGAGGAGAGGAGUCUGUGUGUGGGGUAGACAGGGCUGGAGACAGAGAGGAAAGAGUGAGGGGGAAGGCUGGAGAAAGAGAGGACAGAGAGGAACGGAAGGACAGAGAGGACAGGGAGAGGCUGACAGAGGUCCCUGUCAUCACCCUGUAUGCUGAGCUGUCCCUGGAAGCCAGACGUCUGCUGGUGGCCAGAGCUCUGGCUUUGGGCCUGAAUGAUGAAGAUCUCCACUACAAGGUCUCAGUGUGGCAGACAGAGCUGAACUCCAGAGAAGGAGCCUGGGAGAGGCUGAGUCUAGAGAGAGACCCUAUGGUGCUAGCUGGUCUCAUGUGGUCCUGGCUGGAGCAGCUCAAAGAGCCAAUCAUCUCCUCUCAGGAUGUCCAGGCCCUGGGCCAGAAAAACUACAACUCUCAGCAUGCACUCAGUUCUCUGGAGAAGGGCCACAGACUGACACUGCUCUGCAUCCUGGACUGUGCUGCUCAUCUGCUGGCCUUACCUGACAAGGAGGAAGCUGACUUCCUCAAUCACACCAUCAAGGUGUUCACUAAGAUCUCCUCAGAGAGUGACCAUGUUCUACACCAGACACUGAUGGCCACCCUGACUCCCAUCCUGCAUCAGUUGAGAGACAGAGCUGAGGAGGAGAUGGAGUCGACCAACCACUCCUCCUGAUGUUCCCUUGGACCUCUUCUCUACCCCCACCCCCCCUGUUCUUCGCUUCUAGUUUAACCCAGCUCUGUUUUGACCAGCUAACCUCCUCCCGCCUCUCCUCCCCUUCUUUCUCUCUCCUGGCCCAACGUUAAAGGAAAACUCCACCCAAAACUAUCUUUUGGUAUUUGUUUCAUUAGUCAUUAGUCCAUUAGUCCACAUUAUGCGUUAUAUGGGGAUGAUUUCUGCAUUUUGAAAGUUACAUAACUUAAAAACUUGAUUGCUGACAAGCAAAACCGUUUGGGACUAUGUCAACACUGGACUAAUGAAACAAAUACCAAAAGAUAGUUUUUAUGUGGAGUUUUCCAUUAAGCUCUGUCCUGACUAGCUAACGGACGAUAGUGCUGCUGUGCUGCGUUCCCUACUGUUACCAAGCUUUAGAUGAAAUAAUUAUGAUGUUGUAUGACAACGUGAUGUGAUUUCAGCAUCAAGGUUUGUUUUUGUUUGUUUUUAGCUAUUUCUUACUGUUAGUUUUUUUAAAUGUAAAACUGCCAUACUGUGUUAAUGUGCCAGGUGAUGUUUCAGCUACAUGACUUAGUGUUCUGAUCUCAUCCAUCUACUACUGUAGGUGUUGCUGUGGAAACGGAUGGUAGUCCCAAAUAGCACCCUAUUCCCUAUAUAGUGCACUACUUUAGACCAGGGCCCUAUUCCCUAUAUAGUGCACUACUUUAGACCAGGGCCCUAUUCCAUA